Messenger RNA from Stylophora pistillata, 2725 nucleotides. RefSeq names its product otolith matrix protein 1-like. The record is from RefSeq and is a predicted model, not a curated record. Lineage: Eukaryota; Metazoa; Cnidaria; Anthozoa; Scleractinia; Pocilloporidae. Gene Ontology annotation, biological process: iron ion transport. Gene Ontology annotation, cellular component: recycling endosome; early endosome; extracellular region.
AUCACAAGGAGCUAAUAUCAAUUUGCUUUGCUUCCCCUGACACAGAAGUAUACCUUCCUGCACUGCGUUUUCAACAUGUUGGGACCACUCACCUUCCUCAGUGCUCUUGUUUUUGUGCUUGGUCAUGGCCAUGCUACCCAUAUGCGAUGGUGCACAAUCAAAGACCAAGAACAAAAAAAAUGCCAAGAUUUUGAAAAGGUGUUGAUGAAUAUAUCGAGCGAACACAACAUGACCUUGGAACCUAAAUGCGUUCAAGGAAGUAAUGCCAUUGAUUGUAUGGAAAAGAUCAAAAACGGAGAGGCUGAUCUUAUUACACUGGAUGGAGGAGAAAUAUAUGUGGCAGGUAAAAACUACGAUAUGACUCCUGUGGUUGCGGAAUCUUAUGGAGAGCCGGUCGGUAUCAGUUACUAUGCUGUGGCAGUUGUUAAAAAGUCAGGCUCGGUCAAAUCGAUCCAGGAUCUUUAAGGCAAGAAAACCUGUCACACAGGAGCAGGAAAAACCGCUGGUUGGGUUGUACCAAUUGGUACUUUACUGUCUAAGAAGUACAUGACACAAGACUCUACCUGUAACCCGUACGUAUCAGCUGGGAACUAUUUCGCGAAAAGCUGUGUACCAAGAGUGAAGGAAGCCAAAAUUGAUACCACGGGAAAGAAUCCCAGAAACUUGUGUGAGCUAUGCCCGAUGGAAUGCGAUAAAGAUGGAGAAUAUUCUGGUUACAGUGGGGCCUUUAAAUGCUUGGUGAAUGAUGUGGGGGAAGUGGCAUUUGUAAAGCAUACAACCGUAGCCAGCGAACCAAACGCAAAAGCAGAUGAUUACAUGUACCUAUGUUACAAUGGAAAUAAUGGUGAAAUCGGACAGCACGUGAGAUGCAAUCUUGCUAAAGUUCCCGCCCACGCAGUGAUGACCAAAAAGGGACACAGCAACAAGGCGACGUAUAUCAAUAUUCUACUAAAAGCGUCAAUGAACUAUGGAAACGAUGCAGGGGAUGGGUUUAGGAUGUUCGAUUCAUCGAAGUAUGCCAAUGGAAAGGACCUCCUGUUCAAAGAUUCCACCGAAAAGCUGGUGGACGUCUCUGAUCAAUCCUAUGAGUAGUUUCUUGGUGAGGCGUACAUGGGCGACGUCGCAGCGAUCAGCGAUUGUGUUUCAGCUGCUGAAAGUAAGAGGCCUUUCUUUGUUGGCUCUCUCCUAUUUUCACUGCUAGCUCUGAUGCUGCUCGUUCGAAUGUAAUUGACAUGCUGGUUAACCCACGUUUGAGGUGAACUUUGCGAAAGUAAGAUAACGAAUCUUUCGCGGUCGUUGUUAUGUGACAGGAAGGUCGUGUUCUAUUGGGAUCAAUCGUUUCAAUUACAAUCCCUUUUAUGGCUGAAACGCGGUGGCUCUUUUUAAAUGUCAUUGCCAUGCUUCUCCGAAUUCACAAGAUCAAGGCAACAAUUGCUGUUUUGUGGCGCGAUCAUCGCUCAUUUUAACGAUUAUUAAUUCUACCUCCGUGGCUAGCCUAGCGAAAGAGCAGGAGUAAGUUAUGUACAGCGAGCAUCACAGCCAGGAACUUAAGCACGCGCUUGACAUCAAUAAGCCCGCGAAUAUACCCUGCAAGCAGGCCCUCAUUAUUUGCGCUUUAACGCGAGCGUUUCUGCGCCCGCGGGAAAGUACAAGGUAACGCCAGUCGGCGAGGGGUCUGGCACUAAGUAUUAGCGCCAGACCCCGAAAAUCUCACGCCGUCUCGUUUCAAGUCUUCCCGCGCGAGCGGAGAAACGCGCGUCCCGCAGUUCUGGCUACUCGCAUGCUACCAUGAAAAAGAUAGUGGUCGCUACCCAAGAGUUUCCAUUGUUUCAAACUGGUUUGAUUACGGUUGGAAAAGUUGAUCACCCCACUUCAAACGGUUUUCUCCCAGUAGAAAAGGGGAAAACCUUUCUAACAUAACCAACCGAAAACGAUUGAUCCAAAUAGAAUACGACCGAAAGCUUUUUGUUAAGUUUUCAUGUCGUCUUGGUUCAUUCUAAACAGAAUAAGCAAGGCCGACACAAAAAAGCAACAACAUUUUUCCAGAGGUUCAACACGGGUUGGCCUCGUUUGUGCGCAGGCAUUUUAUACAACGUCACGCUACAAACCGGUUAUAGCCAUUGCAAGACGUGGACAUUGCGUGACAAGUUGAGAAUGGCUGUAAGCAAAUUGAAGGAGGCAAUAAAUUCGUGGAUUUUUUGAGAAGUAUAAAGCUAAGUGAGCGUCGGAUGUAGUUUCCUGUCGUCAUUCUUAAAAAGAAUAGACGAAACUACUUGUCAUCCGAUUGCAAAGCAAUUAAUGAAGGUAAAUAAUAAUAAGGAGAAAAAAGAGCAGGUUUUAUCAACUUGUUUUAUUCCAAAAAGGAAUAAAUAAGGUAUAAAUUGUUUAAGUAUAGGAGAGGGGAAAUUAAGUUUAUUGUUUCAUUCGGGAAAGAAUAAACAAAGCUUAUUUUUCUAUGGCAGCAAUACAAGUGGAUGUUGGUCUUCUCUUUUUAAAAAAUGAGCUUUUUGUUUCAUUCGGAAAAGAAUAAACAAAAGUAGCUAAUUUUGUUGUUGAGCAAACUCGUGUAGUUGAUGUUUAGAGAAAAUUUUCUUGGACCGUUUCAUCCGUAAAGGAUAAACUAUGCUAACUUUUUUCUCUAAAAGGAGUGAUAAGUGUGUAUGUUUAAAGAAAAAUUCAGUUUUGUUUGUUUCAUUCUGAAAUAGAAUAAACAAAGUUAAACUCA